Talaromyces proteolyticus is the source of this 4081-nucleotide messenger RNA. RefSeq names its product major facilitator superfamily domain-containing protein. Bases 246 to 3839 code for a protein of 1197 amino acids. Gene Ontology annotation, biological process: transmembrane transport; basic amino acid transport. Gene Ontology annotation, cellular component: fungal-type vacuole membrane. Gene Ontology annotation, molecular function: basic amino acid transmembrane transporter activity; catalytic activity. The record is from RefSeq and is a predicted model, not a curated record. The transcript has 3 exons. Lineage: Eukaryota; Fungi; Ascomycota; Eurotiomycetes; Eurotiales; Trichocomaceae.
AGAUAAAACUGCACGGUAUUUCUUGGCUGACAUGAACGGAGUCAUAGAUAGACGUGUUACUAUGUACUAUCAGCUGUCUGCAGUUGAAGCACUUGUAUAACAACAUGAAAUAAUGAUAACUGAGCUGUGAUAGGCCGGUUCCUUUGGGGAUAGCGGGAUGGAGCCUGCUGUGACCUUACUAAUUAGUUAUCGACUUCUACGACUAAAUCCAGUCGUCACAAUCCCGGUGUCUUGUCUUGUGCGACAUGUCCAUGGAAGAUCCAGAGUUCAGCGGCCAGACAAGCGACGGGCUGACGCGGCUCCCUCCUGUUGCGACAGAGGAGACGCCGCUUCUGCAAGAUGGCCCUGAACCUCAACCGCAAGCUGAAGACACAGACGGCACUCCCAUCGCCAAGCAGCCAACGACCACCGAAUUAAUCGUCGUCCUCUGCAGCAUCUGGAUUGGCGUCUUCCUCGCUGCCCUGGAUGGCACUGUGGUUGCGACGCUCUCCGCCCCAAUCUCGAAUUCCUUCAAUUCGUUGUCGUUAUUGUCGUGGAUCGCAAACUCGUACCUUAUCUCCAACGCCGCAUUCCAGCCCUUGAGUGGAAAGCUCACCGAUAUUUACUCGAGACGGACGGGCUUGAUCUUUUCGAAUAUUUUCUUUGCCAUUGGGAACCUGAUAUGUGGGCUCGCUUCCGAGGCAUGGAUGAUGGUUGCUGGCCGCGUGGUGGCUGGCAUUGGCGGCGGCGGGCUAUUGAUUAUAGCGACCUUCGUUACAUCCGACCUGGUCCCUCUUCGACACCGGGGCGUGUGGCAAGGCAUAGGUAAUAUAUGCUACGGCUCUGGCAUGGGGCUGGGUGGCAUCUUCGGCGGGUUGGUCAACGAUUCUCUCGGUUGGCGAUGGGCAUUUCUGAUUCAAGUGCCUUUCGUCGUCCUUUCCGGCAUUGUGGUUACUUUCACCGUCAAAAUCCCAGCCAAGGAGACUGAUCGCUCACGUAUCAAACGUGUUGACUUUCUGGGGGCUUUCACCUUGAUUGUCUUCUUGGUUUUGCUUCUCACGGGCCUCAAUGCAGGUGGGAACCAAGUACCUUGGAAUCACCCAGUAGUUCUCACCACCCUACCACUUUCAGCCGUCUUUUUUGUCAUUUUUAUUUAUAUCGAAGACAAAGUGGCAUCUGAGCCAAUCAUUCCAGUCCGUCUACUGCUAGAUCGGACAGUAGGCUCUGCUUGCCUUACAAACUGGUUUGCUACCAUGACCGUGUUUGGGACAAUAUACUACCUCCCAAUUUUCUUCCAAGUCCAAGGCCAUUCAGCGACAGCGGCAGGCGUGCGUCUCGUGCCUCAAGCUGUCGGCACUGCUGUUGGAUCUCUCGCCUCGGGAGUGAUCAUGAAGGGCACUGGCCGGUAUAAACUACUAAGUAAUAUCGUCAUGACAUUAAUGAUAGUUUCGUCCGCUGCCAUCUGCACCUUCCAGCUCAAUUCGCCCGAGUGGCUUCCAUUUGUGUGCCUGUUCGGCCUAGGUAUCAGCUACGGGGCUAUACUAACGGUUGCCCUGGUGGCACUCAUUUCCGCAGUCGACCACCAUUAUCAUUCCGUCGUGACUUCUGCCUCGUACGCAUUCCGCAGUACUGGAAGCACCAUUGGAAUCACCAUUGCCUCAGCCGUCUUCCAGAACGUGCUCAAGCGACAAUUGUGGUCUCGAUUCGGAGACCGCGAGGGAGCAGACGAAUUGAUCCCCCGGCUACGAGACAACCUUGAAGAGAUCUGGAAUGUACCCAGCGACUGGCUUCCAGGAGUAUUGCAGGCCUACGAGGUUUCCCUGCGAGCGAUUUUUGCUACGCUACUUGGUUUAACUGUCCUGGCCGCGCUCAGCAAUCUGCUUAUUAGACAGAACACGCUGUAUACAAUGUCGACCAUGAGUCGGUUUAUUCUCGAUCGAAUACAUUCUGGAAUGGCAAUCGCUCUAAAGAAAGCAUACUUGACAGAGUCGACGGCAUUAAAAGGUCUGCAUGUUCGAGAGACUGCGAUGGAGAAUGACUCCUUUUCAGACAGCUCCGACGAUAGCGGCGCAUUUGAAAAACCAGGGCCAUCGAUAAUACAAGAAAAUGCAGACAUUUCCCACAUACCCGCCCGCCGAAAAAGGGUGCUGUUGUCGACAGAGAGUGCUUUUGCUGCCAACUUUUUACCCCCCCUGAUACAGAGCUCGGACGUAGAACUCCGCUUGAUCACUGACGAGGAGCCAUCUGCGAUACUCACGGGAGCAAGCAAGGUGCCACACUAUAUGGAUUCUGUGGAUAGCCAUACAUUCGACAACCGGACUGGGUCGCGAAAAUGGUUGCGAAUCAAAGCGGCGGAGUUGAGCGAAUGGGCUGAUCUUCUCAUAGUUGCUCCAAUUGACGUUGGGACAAUGGGCUCGAUACUAUACGGCCUUACCAACACACUCACACUCUCGCUACUCCGCGGAUGGGAUCUGACGAAGCCCGUUAUUCUUGUCCCCGGAAUGACGAUUUCAGAGUGGAAGAACCCGCUCACCCAACGGCAGUUAGAAGCGCUUGCCCGAGAUUGGCCUUGGAUACAUAAUAUACCUCCACUUUUAUGGAAGCUUACCGGCUCGGAGGAACUUAGACAGCUCCCAUGGGAAGGGAAAGAUCUCUUUGGAUCACUCCUUUGCAAAACUCUAGGAUUACAGCAUGUUUCAGCCAAAAAUGAUACAGCCUCAUCGAAACCAGUCCCACUAUCUGGAAAAUUGGAUACGCGUGAAAGCGGGUCGCUUGCGAUUCCAAAACUUGCCCAGCAAACCGCUAAAAAGUUGGACGAGCUACGAAAUGGACGCCCGAAGUCGUUGCCAUUAGAGUUAUGGCUCAAUAUUUUUGAAGAUCAUCUUGGUGAUUGGGAAAUCGCAAAAGCAGUAGGCAUUCCUACGAGACUUUCUGUUCCCAAGGAAUGGCAGCCACAUAUCUUGAAGAUGUCUGCGCCGGCGUCACUCGAAUAUACAAUACUCCGCGGUUCAUUCGCUGCUAUUACUUCCAAAAUCAAAGAACUAACGCCGUAUACACCGAUGCCAAAUUUAGCAUGUCAUUUAAUCCUCAAAUUCUCGCGGACUGAUAUCCUGACGUACCUUCUCGAGAAGCACCCCAGUCUAUAUACUACAACGACCCGCUUCACAAAUUUGCCGUACCUUGCCUCAGCCAUCUAUGGAAACCCUACCGUUAUGACCUGGUGGCGCGACUCAUCUGACUCAUCAACAAAGGCAUACGGUGCUGAUGCUAUGGACGGAGCCUCACGAGCCGGGUACAUCAAUGUGCUGGACUGGUGGCUAUCAUCUGGCCUACCACUGCGAUAUACCGAGCGCGCCCUUGAAUCCGCCAGCGCCGAAGGACGCGUCGAGGUUCUGGAAUGGUGGAAGCAGGCAUCCACAGCCGCGCCUGGAUUCAACCCGAUCCCAUUAAAAGUUGGCAAAUCAGUGCUCCUGGCGGCACAAUCUGGCCAGACGGAUUCCCUAGCAUGGUGGGACGCAUCCGGAAUCCCAUACACUCAUUCCGAGUCCGUUGCGCGCAUCGCCAGCACUCACGGGCAUCUCCACGUCCUCCAACUGUGGCAGAAACUCAAGGGCCCGAAAAUGAUCUUCGACAACCAAGUGCUCGUCGGAGCGACGAAGAAUGGCCAUGAUGAGAUUCUAGAAUGGUGGCGAACAAGUGGGCUGCGUGUCGAGUUCAAAACAUGUGAUAUCGAAGAAGCCCUAGAAGACGCGGACCCUGCAUCUGGUGCCGAACAGCGCGUGCGACAAUGGUGGUCACGCAACGGCCUGAACUUAGGUGUAGGCACGAGCGAAUGGAUGAAAGUCAAGGUUCUGACUUGAACGAAUUUUCUUUUAUAUCUCUUAUAUCUCUUAUAUAUAUACCCCAUUGAUUCUUGUACUUUCUUUUCGUAUUAUGAGGAAAUAUUGCAUAACAUGUGAGAAGGUGCCUGUGUCUUUGUUGAUUUUGGGAUUGAUUGCAUCAGCAUGGGGAAUUCGGGGGACAUUUUAUCAUUCGUUAUUUUAUGAUAAUCAAAUUAAAUAUUGAGUAUUCAAAAAUCUAACUACAUGUAUUGUUCAUUUUA